Molecule: messenger RNA, 2523 nt
Organism: Myotis davidii
Lineage: Eukaryota; Metazoa; Chordata; Mammalia; Chiroptera; Vespertilionidae
Gene: CFAP100
Product: cilia and flagella associated protein 100
Exons: 14
Coding region: 210-2162 (650 amino acids)
Cellular component (GO): ciliary basal body
Source: RefSeq, a predicted model, not a curated record
CAAGCCCAUCUUCCCUGGGGCAGGGCGGGGCAGGGGCACUGGUGGAGACUCCUGCAAGGACAAAGCAUAUUCACCUGGAGUGCUCACUUCCCACCGACAAGCAGGCGCCUCAGCACUGGAGUCAGCAGGCUGUCACUCCCCCCCACCCCCCACAGAGUAGGAGUUCCUGAGACUUUAAAUGAGAGGACAGAGGGCCAGGGACAUAGCACAUGUCUGAGACAGGGGGGGCUGUGUUCAUCAGGUCUCUUUCAGGUGUCAGGAACAGAAGCCCCACGCCAACUCGGUUGAGUUUACAGAGCUGGAAGGUCCAGGAGUGGACUCCAGGCACAGCUGGGCCCAAGAGAACACUUGUCACUUGCUCAUGCUUUCACAGAAGCUCCCUAUACUGGGCUGGGAGGGUGCUGGGACCCCAGAGGCACAGGCCUCAGCUGGAAGAGCUGGCUCGUCUCUCGAAUGAGGUAUUUCCCUCCCCAGUGUCUGUGGUUGUUCCGGACCGUUCAACUAAUCCUUUCCAUAUGUCUGGGAACGUGGAUUUCUUCCUGCUCAGAGAUCAGGAGCGGGAUAAGUUUCACGCAGAGCGGCAGAAGAAGAAGAUGCUGCAGUUGCACCAGAAGAUGACCUACUCAUCCAAAGUGUUGGCCAAGCACGCCAGCCUGCUGCAUGAGCUGCAGCUACAGGACCGGGCGGAUGACCAGGAGGCGCGUGCCCUGGCCGAGGCCCAGCAGAUGAGCGCCUUCCAGGAGGACCACACCUCCUGGAAGCUGGCCAUGACCAAAGAAAAGAAAGAGGAUUCUGACAGCAUAUACAAGUACAUCAACCAGAAGCGGCAAAUGUUCCUCCUCCAGUAUGCCCUGGAUAUGAAGCGGAGUGAGAUCCAGCGGCUGGAGAUGCUGGCAACAAAGGAGGAGGCGGAGCUGGAGCGGGCUGAGAAGUCCCUGGAGAAGGAUUCGACCCUGUUCGAUGAGUUCCUCAGGGAGAAUGACCGCAGCUCAGUGCAGGCCCUGAAAGAGGCAGAGAAGGAGACCAAAGUGAAGAUAGAGAAGAUCACUGAAAUCCGAGAGCUGACCACCCAGAUCAUGAAUAUCAAAAGCGAAAUCUCCAGAUUUGAAGACACUCUGCAACAUUACAAGGUCUGCAAGGAUUUCCUGUACAAACUGUCGCCCAGGGACUGGCUGGAGGAGCAAGAGAAAAAGCACUUGGCUCUCAGACAGGCCAAGGAGGCCGCCAAGGCCAAGGAGAACGCUCAGUCGUCACAAGGGGACAAAGGACCGGGGACCAAGGGCAAGAUGACCUCCAAAGAAGGGCAAAGCCCUCGGAAGCCCUGGAGAGUGCUGCAGGUGAUCCGGGUCGGGCAGGUGCUGGCCAGCCCCGGCCAUCACGACCAUCAGCCUGCGUCGGACUCCAAAAAGUCCAGCUCUUCUACCUUACCCAAGGAAGAGGACCCAGACAGCGACGGGGAGGGGCUGGAGCUGUACUUCAAGGAGCCCCACCAGCUCCUGGAAGUCUUUACAACCCUGGAGGAGCAGAACCUCUCGCUGAUCCAGAACACACAGGAGAUGGAGGAGGCCCUGGAGGAGCUGAGCUUCACCCUGAAAAAUACCCAGAUCCGCAUGGAUAGGGAGGUCAACCAGCUGAAGCAGUGGAUCACCACACUGAUGAUGUCCAUCACCAAGGAGGAGGAGACAGCUGCCGAGCUGGAGCUCAAAGCACGAGUCUUCCAUUUCGGCGAGUACAAGGGCGCACAGGAGGACAAGCUGCUGGAGAGCCUCAACCGCAAGGUGCAGGACGUGUACCGGCAAUGUGUGGGUCCCCAGCAGGAGUCCAGCCUGGGCACCGUGCAGAUGCUGACCGUCAUUGAACACCAGCUGGACGAGCUGCUCGAGAACCUGGAGCGUGUGCCCCAGAUCAAGAUCGAGCAGGCCGAGAAGGCCAAGGAGAAGGAGCGGCGCCAGAGACUCCGGGAAGAGAAAGCCAGGAUACAGAAGCAGCUGCAAGAGGAGCGUCUCCAACGGGCCCAAGCCCGGGCCCAGGCUGAGAUCAAGAAGAAGAGAGGCAGAAAGCUGGUGUCCCGCUCCGAGCCCCCGGCCCUGAAAACCAAGGAGGAGCCUGAGCAGGAGCUGCUGGACAAGGAGAAGGAGGAGCACCUGUUCUUCUUCACCUAGCCUUCCGGGCGCUGCCAUGGCUGACGGCAAAGGGAGGACGGCAGCGGGAAGCGAACAGGGCUGUGUCAGGGCAGAUGCAGCCCUCGCUGUGCGCCUCAUGGUCUCCUGCUGUAUGUUUCUUUACUCGUGAAAUAAACCCCAUGACUCUUUGGUGUCUAAGGGCUGUUUAAGGAGGUAGAUCCUAUCUCCCAAUGCCAGCACUCCUCUUAAUCAUUAACCCUAAGAAAUGCUGGAGGGAAGGAGGCCACCUUGGCUCCCAUCUAAAACAACUGCUUUAAGAGACAAGCCACGUCCACGCUGCGGUGCCGUGUGGGGCCAGCCCCAACACAACGACAAGGAAGGAAAGCAGCAAGCUGGGCAG